This is a messenger RNA of Astyanax mexicanus (Mexican tetra), 1499 nucleotides long. RefSeq names its product secreted phosphoprotein 1 (gene spp1). The transcript has 8 exons. Gene Ontology annotation, biological process: cell adhesion; ossification. NCBI's taxonomy places the organism in Eukaryota, Metazoa, Chordata, Actinopteri, Characiformes, Acestrorhamphidae. The record is from RefSeq and is a predicted model, not a curated record. Bases 145 to 1164 code for a protein of 339 amino acids.
CAGCUUUUAGCUUCAAACAUAGCAUAGAGAACUCUGAAUCUGAAUAACUUGGAGAGUACUGAGAACUUAAUCCACUCCAAUCCUCAGAAGCGUUGAAUUCAAACUGGUUGGUUGGUUAUAUAGCACAGAAUACACCUGAAGAAAAUGAAGGCCGCCAUUGUUUUCGUGCUCCUCUUUGCCAUAGUCUACUGUCGUCCUCUGAAGCGUUCAGUGAGCAGCUCAGAGAGUUCUGAGGAACAAGCCGCUGCCAAACCGGCGCCCCCAAUUCUGCGGAAAGCCCCUGCAAAAGCAGUGCAGGCAGUAGAGGUUGUACCUGCUCAGGCUGUUAAAGCAGCUCCAGAAGCUCCAGCAGAUCCAGAAGCAGCAGCAGCGGCAGCAUCAUCGGAUGAGGACGACUCAGAUGAAGCUGAGGACACAAACACGCCAUCAGACACAGAGGACGACAGCGCAGACAGUGCUGACAGCGUGGACACGCAGGACACCGACUCUGCUGACUCCAGUGAGAGUGAUGAGUCUGGAGAAACUGAGGCCACCACCACCCCACCUUUCACCGAGGAGCCCACCCUGGGCCCUAUUAUUAACGACGGCCGCGGAGACAACAUGGGCUACCCCAGCGACUACAAGAAGACCAUCAUCUACGUAGAUGCCAACGAAAUUGAGAAGAUACCUUCUCCCUACAAGUCCUACAUGCCUGAGCACAUCGAGGGUCUGAACACCAUCAGUAAGAAGACCUCCCACUACGACGGGCAGGAAGCCAAUGACGUGGAGAAGCAUCUGAAGGUUUACAAGGCUCUGCAGGUGCACAAUGAUGUUCUGGAGGAGGACACCAGCACCCCUGAGGAGGAGAGCCAGGGUCUGGAGGCUUCCAGCGGUACUGAGGAAGAGGAGCCCAAUGCAAAGCAGGCGUCUCUGGAUGAUCAACAGGGGGAGAGUGAUGGUGCCAGUGCCAGUGAAGCCGCCGGUGAGAGUGCCAGUGCCAGCGCCAGCCAGGAGGAGACGGCAGCGUCCGACAGCAGCCAAAGCAGCGAGGAGGCCACCGCCACCCCCGGUGCCGCCGACGGCGAGAGCGACUCCUCUCAGAGCUCCGAGAGCCUGGAGGACGACUCCGCCGAGCAGACAGUGGAGGCAACGUCCGACAUCCCUGACGUCAUCAUCGCCAAAUAAACACCCCACCAGCACAAAACCCCCGAGACGCCCAAACUGCUGUUCCCAGUGAAGAAUGCAACCUUAUCCAGAGUGGUGCUAAUAAUAAUAAGAGACUCACUUCACUGUCUCCAUGAGAGAGAGAGAGAUAAUAAUAAUAUAAGUAGCAGAUCGCAAUAAAAUAAAUAUCAGACAAGCCUGGUCAUGGGCUGUGGCUGCAUGAUGCUACCUGUAAAGAAGCAGUUUCUUCUCAUCACAACAAAAUUUUGCACAUUUAUUUACGAUAUGUUUAUGUAAAGUAUUUUAUGCUGCCAUGUAUCAUGAUUUAUCCUUUAUUAAUAAAUUCUUUUUUUUUU